Exophiala aquamarina CBS 119918 is the source of this 1152-nucleotide messenger RNA. RefSeq lists its product as uncharacterized. The record is from RefSeq and is a predicted model, not a curated record. The coding region runs from base 1 to 1152 and encodes 383 amino acids. The transcript has a single exon. NCBI's taxonomy places the organism in Eukaryota, Fungi, Ascomycota, Eurotiomycetes, Chaetothyriales, Herpotrichiellaceae. Gene Ontology annotation, cellular component: small-subunit processome; nucleolus. Gene Ontology annotation, biological process: maturation of SSU-rRNA from tricistronic rRNA transcript (SSU-rRNA, 5.8S rRNA, LSU-rRNA).
AUGGCUAUUGACACUACGCCUGCGAGUUUGCUCUCGAACCUCACUUCUGCGCUGACCUCUGUAAGAUUGGCAAUUCCCACCGAGACAUCAGCGAAUGCUGAGGGGAUUUCUUUGCUGGAUGUGAAAAAUGAUCUUCUCCUCUCAUACCUGCAAAAUCUUGCCUUCCUCGUUAUCAUACGACUCCGCCAUGACUCCAGCGAUGAUAUCAUCCGAAGCGAGGUAAUCAAGAAGUUAGGCGAAGUACGAGUCUACCUGGAAAGAGGCGUGCGCCCAUUGGAAGGAAAACUCAAAUAUCAAAUCGAUAAAGUUGUUCGAGCCGCAAACGAAGCAGUACGGAGGGGGGCCACUGAGCGGGCUUCGGCCUCGUCCGAAAAGCCCUCCACGGGCCCAGCAGCUCACGAGUCUCAUUCCCAGGGAUCGGAGGAUGAACGAUCUGAAGUUGAUGAAGACUACCUAAACCAGGCGGUCCAUGAGCCGUCUGUCGGGCCCAGGGCGGCAGCUCUCCUUCGGAAUGCAUCUGUUCCCUUGAAGAAGGACUAUCACUCCAAUAAAUCUCGGAGUAGCGACCACUCAAGACCCGGCGCAUACAAACCCCCGCGCAUAAAUCCUACCGCCAUGCCGGAGCCUUCAUCUCACCGAGAUCGGGAUGAAAAACCUGCUCGUAAACGCAGGUCACAAUUAUUGGAUGAGUACAUUGACGAAGAAAUCUCAUAUGCACCACAAUCUCAGCCAUCGAUUGGGUCUGGCGGCACUAUCCUCCAGCAAGGACGAGGGGCCAUGUCUAGCCGCGACAGAGAAAAAGAGCGCGAAAGGACAGCUUAUGAAGAGCGCAACUUCACACGCCUACCAGCUCUGAGCAAAGCUGAGCGGAAGAAAGAGAAAGCCAAGUCGCAGAGAGACACGAGAGAAGUAUUUGGUGGUGAGGAUUGGACGGGGCUUGGUGGGCUGGGUGAUCGAAUCAACAGGACUGUCGCUUCUGGGAAAGGCAGGAGCGAGGGCGUGUUUGAACGGAGGGACAAGAGGAAGAGAGACACAGUAGAUGGACCACGUGGGGAUGGUACAGUGGGCGGCGUUGGUAUUGGUGAUACCUUCGAGAAGCGAAGGAAGAUUCUACAGCAAAGGGCGGAGAAGAAAGUCAGACGGAAGGGGUGA